Molecule: messenger RNA, 6616 nt
Organism: Paramuricea clavata
Lineage: Eukaryota; Metazoa; Cnidaria; Anthozoa; Malacalcyonacea; Plexauridae
Source: the annotation of a GenBank genome assembly
AGGAACCAGUUUUGUUUGCGACUUCGGUUUUGGAAAAUAUUCGGUAUGGGAAGCCCAGCGCGACAGAUGAACAGGUAUGCUAUUGUAAUCUAUCGAGUUUUGAGUUCUUAAAAUAUAGUAUUAGUCUUUAAAUCAAAAUCAAAAUGCAUAAUUUUGACACAAUCCUAUCUGCUUCGUGUCGUACCGCGCUUAAAAAUCAAGACCAUGUUCAAAAACAGCUAUCCUAUUCAGAAAGGCGAACCUUUUAAAAUUUCUGAUUUAUUUCGCCAUAUCGAAUACGAGUACCUUGAAUUACAUGCAGUAUUGUUUGCUCGCGCAUGACGUCACUACGAGUCAUUAGGCGCCAACUUGGUUGAUUUUGAACUUUUGUUAGGCCGUUUGCAGCGAAGUAGUUGAGUUAGUUUAACAUUUUCUGGUUUGUUUUGAAAACAUGUUACUGUAUUAUGGAUAGUUUACGAUCUUUGGCUCAAUACGACAAAGAAUGAAGAAUAUGAAUUUUAUAGUUGCCACUUGUGUUCAGUUGAAAGUCAACCAAUAUGGCGUCGAUUGCAAACGGGCAAUUGCACUAUUGGAGUAAAACUACUUCGAAGAGGUUUUGGAAUGUAUAUUUCACAAGUCAGAUAGGCGAAGAUUUUUGCUUUAUAGUCUAACUGAACUUAAUUAAACAGCAAAAUAUUAGACUGGUCAUGAAUUUGACUGAUUUAUAAAACCCAUCUCAUUAAAAUAUUCUGCUUGCAAAAUCGGAUUACUGAAUUCAAUGGGAUGCUUGUCCAGUCUUAUUUCAGACCAGUGUUCUGAAUUCAUUGUUUAAAAUGUCGUUGGGUGACGGGGGUUGGGGGGGGGGGGCAAGGGGCCCCGCGCUGCCCCGCGAAACGAUAAUCCGGCCCUCAGGAAUUGCUUUUUCAUUUAGGUCUACAAAGCGGCGAUGCAGGCUAAUGCCCAUGACUUCAUCAAGAAAUUCCCCGAAGGAUAUGAGACGGUUUUAGGGGAACGUGGUGUGACAGUCUCUGGUGGACAAAGGCAAAGGUAGUGUACAUGUAGGGGUAUUGAGGGACAUUAUUUAUGCCGGGGGAGGGGGUGGCACCAAAGAGAAUUUUUUUUCUUGAGAAUCAAUUUUGCUGAACCAACCAUUAAAAAGUCAAAAACAAUUUUUACCCAACCUCAAAUAUCAAUAAAAAAAUAAACACCCACCUCUAGCAAAAACUUUACAAAAGGAUAGCGUUGUGCAAUUUUCUGCAGUCUAAAGUUUCAUGUUGUCUGCACAUGUACUUACUUUGGAGACACCAUUUGCGUCCUGACAAAUCGGAAAAUUAUCAAGAUAGUGACUCUGAUUGAUUUAUAUAUUGUAUUGACAUAUGACUGUUGACAUUGCUUCUUAGUAUUGCCUCAAAUUUCCAUUUUUCACAAACGUUUUCCUCUAAGUGAAACACUUACAAACAUGAUCCAAUAAAAAAGUUUAGGGUCGGGGGAUUUCGGCGUCCAAAAGCUAGGUAGGGUCGGGAAACCGGAAACCCCCAUAUAUCUUUUCGGCCCAAUUAAACGUCGUUUGUUUCAGGAUUGCAAUAGCAAGAGCUUUAUUGAAGAACCCGAAGAUACUGAUACUGGAUGAGGCGACGAGGUAUUGCUUAUGUUACUAUAGAUACCCUAAGAUGUAGGACGGCAAAGCGACAACGUCGGCCAAAACAAAUUCACCCAAAUAAAUGUUGUAAAGAAAUCUUAUCGUAUAUUAUCAAUCGCAUGAAUUUAAAACAGUUGAUUGAGUAGAAUUCCACGUUGGUACUGAACCAAUUUGCCGAGUAUCCACUUCUUGCGAAGUAUAAUGCAAACGUUAUACAUAAGACGUGAAAGCUCUGGUUCACGGCGUUUACCCGUUGUAAACACACCUUGGACGAUGUAUAAAUCUCCCGUGGGAUUUUAAUUAUUCAUUUUUUUUCUUACUGUCGUUCCAAUUGAAGUGUUGCUCAAAUAUUGAUUCAAUACAUUACCUUGGGCUGACCAAUUCAUUUCAUCAAGUUCCUCGAGAUAUUCAUACACUUCCUAUAUAGUAUAAUUGUAAACUUCCUGUUCAAUAGUUUGAAUGCACCAAUCACCUUUGUCGUUUGUGCAACUAACCAAUCAUAAAUAGAAAGGAAGUGACCAGAAAUGAUCAAAUACUUGAAAUUGGCUCUUUCACAGGAAGUGUAUGAAUAUCUCGAGGAACUUGAUCAAAUGAAUUGGUCAGCCCGAGGUAAUGUAUUGAAUCAAUAUUUGAGCAACACUUCAAUUGGAACGACAGUAAAUAUUAUUAGUUUCAUUGGAUUACCAGCCGUCGUCCUCACAUUGCCGUCCCAGAUCUUAAAAGGUCUCUAUUAGAGAGGUUAAGAUACCCCGGUUUACGGGUACAGGUGAUAUACAAGUACCUGUACCCGUAAAUCGGGGAACGACUUGUAAGUUUUAAGAAAUCCAAGAUAUUCCGGCGUGAGAAAACCGAUCAGAGAAUGGUAACUUUCGUUGUCGAGGUUCGCUAUAGAUUGUUGAAAAUUUUGACGAGCAUAUGUGCAUUAUUUAUUUGGGUAAGAUGUUGAAAAUGUUUACUAUUUAAACGGCACACAAAUAGUAAAUAGAAAAUACCCGUACCCGUUUGUCUUUUACGUGCAGACCAUGGUUUACCGCGGGGAAACGGGUAGAAAUUACGGGUAAAAAUGCUGACAUCAGCAAAAAUUGGUAAACAAAAUGGCGUUACUCGUACCCAUAAAAUGGAACCGGGGUAUCUUAACCUUUCUAUUAUGCUCUCUGUACGUUGUUCGCCUUUGUUCUCGGUUAUGUAUUUUCAUCAACGCGUCAGUGCUUAGAGCGCGUAUCGUUACAAAUUGUUCUUCUUGUUCUAGUGCACUUGACGCGGAGUCUGAAAGAGUCGUUCAAGAGGCAUUGGAUGAAUUGACAGAAGGACGAACAGUUCUAGUGAUCGCUCAUCGUUUAAGUACUAUACAAGAAGCAGGUAAUGAAAAGGCUGAAGGUCUGAAAAGUCUGAGAUGUUUGAAAAGGCUGAGGGUCUGAAACCCUGAGGGUUUGAAAAGGCUCGAGGGUUGAAAAGGCUGAAGGUUUGAAAAGGCUGAAGGUUUGAAAAGGCUGAGGUGUUUAAAAUGGCUGAGGGUUUGAAAAGGCUGAGGGUCUUGGAAAACUCUCAUGUAAACUCUCGCUUGUCAACUCUCAUGCAACUCUUGUUCUAGUUUGAUCAAGCAAUGAAAGUUGGGAAAACUCUCAUGUAAACUCUCGCUUCUCAACUCUCAUGCAACUCUUGUUCUCGUUUGAUGAAGCAAUGAAAGUUGAGAAAACUCUCAUGUAAACUACAUGAAAGUAAUGAAAGUAAUUUCAACUUUUAGACUCGAUAGCUGUAUUGUCUGAGGGAAAAAUCAAAGAACUUGGCAGUCAUGCAGAACUGAUAAGACAGAAAGGCCUUUAUGCUGAACUUGUGAGAAGACAGACAAUCUUGCUACAUCAUCAUCACUAUCAAUAAAAGACUAUAUUCAACAUUAGGUAGGCUUGAUUACAUAUAUAUUGUGUCUUGAUUUUACAUUUUGGGUAUGCCUCGUCAUGAGGCCCUAUGUUCAACUAUUUUCAUAUCUGAAGGGGCGGAUCUAGCCUAAUCUGCAAGGAGGGGUGCAGGUUUUCCAUGGGGUGGUGCAUGAGGGAGCCUUACAGCCCACUCUCUUCUGCAGUCUGCAACGCUACUAUCCCAACAUUACCAUUAUUUGAGAUGGCUGAAUCUGCAUGUUCGCCGUUCUGUUACGUUUUACAUUAUCUUUUGUUUAUAAAGUUUAUAUCAAUUUUUAUCACGUAUGCGUGACUGGACAGUUACUACACGCACAGUACAAUAAAUCUGCUUGUUAAAGUACAGUAUAUUUGAAAAUAUGGCUGUAUAACAACCUCGACAUGUUACCAAUUUAACCAUGAUAUUGAACUAAAGCAUUCCAAGUAUUUUCUCGUGAGCUCACAAAUCAAUGAAAUCGUUUCAAGAAAUCGACACGCGCUUACUGCAACACUGGAAGUUUCGCUAAACGCUAUUCGAAAAGCAGAAAAUGGAUGGUCGAGCAGAUUUUUAAGAUCCGUCCUUGUUUUAUUGGUAACAGAUCAGUCAUUGGGUGCAGGGUCAUUCCCACUUUCUAUGAAGAGGCUUUGUGAUUAAAUAUCGAUUUGAAUUUGUGCGAAGCUUGAUUUUGCGAGACUUGCUUGCAGAAAAACAGAGGCUCCGCUUACAACAGACACCAAUUAAUAAAAUAAAAUAAGAAUAUUAAAAUAUUUAAAUCAGCUUUUAUUAAAAUUUAACUGUAACUUUGCAAAAUGCUUACAAAAAGUUUGUUUAACAAAAUCGUGUAUAUUAUUAAUUCGAACAUUACAUAUAAUUGAUUUAAAUUGUAUUUGAUACAAUCUAUAUAUAUUCGAUAGUUAUCAUAUUAUCACACAAAUGCUAUAUUUAAAAAGUGCUUUUACAUUGAACACAAAUAUAUAUCAAAGAAAAAUAAAACUAUAAAGUUGAAUUCACUUUCCUAGCUAUAUAAUCAAAACAUUAUAUUGAAUCUUAUUUUUUAUGGCAAACAUAAUCGUUCCUGGUCUUUUAAAAACUAUACUUUAAGUUUCUAUGUACAAUUUUCAGUGCUAUUGGCAUUUCUUACGCAGCAAUCUCCAAUGAGGACGUCCAUGUUUUUGUUAACCUUUAUGAUUGCCCGAUUGCUUCUUGUUGUUUCGUCUAAAUUUGAAUAAAAGAAAUAAUUGGUUAAGGCGUUGACCAAACCACCCAUUGAUGUCAGGAAGUGGUGUUUGACCAGAGUUUCAAAAAGUGUUCGACUUUCCUUGGGGUUGAUAAUAAUAAUCGUUUUAUUGACAACCAAUUUUGCAGUUAAAACUGAAUUACACUGGUUUUACAACUGUAAGAUACUAUAAAUAAGAAUAUGUAGUAACAUAUGAUUUAAGAAUAUUAAAAGUAGAAGUUACAAUGGUUUAUCAACUAUGAAAUACUGUAUAACUAGAGUGAUGUAAUAACAUACGAUUUAAGAAUAUUAAAAGUUAAGAGUCAAAAAUGUUUCGUGUCAUAGAAUGAUGCUACAGACGGUAUGAAACUCUUAUGGUAUAAGCGAUCAGUUCUACAAACUGGAACCUUAAAACUCCUAUUAUGGCGUAGAUUGUGUUCGUUAAUCCUAAGAGCUGGAACGAGCGAGUUUAAUUUGUGCCCUGGAUCAAGUUUUGAAACCUCAAAAUUAUGUGAAUUGUGGCUUUCUCAAAUCGCAAAAUAUACAAGCAUAUACCCACAGCUUUUUCGCAACUCUGUUUUUGACCAUAUAGGAAAAUAUUCCAAAAAUUUUGAGAAACAUAAUUUAACUACCUUUAAUAGUACUUUACUGUUGUUCAUGUUUUUCUACCUGGCAAAUUAGUCAAAUUACCCGUACUAUUUCAAAAAUAUUCGCAUUUCCUUAGACCACAACCACAAAUGCUUUUUGAAUGUUUUUUGUGCCAGAAUUGUCUGGCUGUUUGAAAAUUUACGGAGUUGGGUGACUUGUGUCGCUACUGUGCAAAAUUGCAUUAAUGGUUUUGAUGAACGCACGCACUGUAAAUUGGGAGUUUAUUUACAGUGAAAUAAAUUGGGAGAUAUUUUGGGCUUGGAAGCCUUCUGCGAGGGAGAAAAUAUUUUAUCAAGGUCAGACAGCUUCGUGCAGUCAUAUAUACCUCGGGUAUAUACUUACUUCUUCGAUGGGCAUUUGUGUUUCCUUAGUGCCUUCUUCAUAUCAGCUUUGCUCGACGUGAUAUAGAUUUUCUUUAUCACCAUAUCGAUCUGCUUCUUUCCCUUGAAAAAUAAAAUAAUAGUUAUAUUUACUAUAUACUAUCGAGUAGAGUUGCUGAUAAAAUAUUGAUAUGUAUGUUUAAGAAUGAAGGAAAUGGCGUACGUUCCUCUCAAAAUCACUUUGUUUUUGCUUUGUUUUGUAUGUUUUCUGGCGGUUGGACAACACCGAGUAAUAGUUGAAUAUUGUCAAUUUAAGUACAAUUAUUAUUGAUGCUGCAAAAUUGACGCCAUAUUUAUACAGCCAUAUUAGCAAAACCUACUGAACUUCAGACAUCAUUUUCUCUUUGGCGUACCAUCUAAAAUCUCUUCAUUUUAGCAUCACUUUACAGAUAAAGCACUAAACAUACUUUUUAAGUUUGUUUGCCGCUCGAGAAACGUAUAAAAAAUUUAAAAAUUUGAAUAUAGUGGAGAAGUAUGUUCGUUAGUUUUGAGGGCGUGUUACGUAACAUACAAAAUAUUAUCCUCUUAGUAAAGAUUCUAGACUUCAAAAAUGAUUCAGUGUGGGUUUUUUUUGGUAUGAGAGAUGGUCGAAUGGCUCUUUGUUUAUCGUAUUACCUUCUUGGCCAAAAUCAAAACUUCGCCAUCGCUUUUUUUUAUUUUCUUUUUGCAGGAUUUUUCCAACAGCAAAUGUGUUACAGGGGGAAGCUGUCUCGACGUACACGGAGACUGGAACAGGACUUUAAUCAAUAGCGUCCAGUUUGUACCAUUUCGCUUAGACUGUUCGAACUUCGCACGGAAAACUAUAUAGAAGAAUAUGUAAAACAACGUAUAAAUAGAGAAUAAUAAUACAUGCAUGGUGCG